Messenger RNA from Drosophila innubila, 435 nucleotides. RefSeq lists its product as uncharacterized. The record is from RefSeq and is a predicted model, not a curated record. The transcript has 3 exons. NCBI's taxonomy places the organism in Eukaryota, Metazoa, Arthropoda, Insecta, Diptera, Drosophilidae. The coding region runs from base 25 to 390 and encodes 121 amino acids.
GAACAAAUAUCUUACACGAACAAAAUGAAGAAAAACCAAAUAAAACCCUCCGCGAUUCAAUUCGACAAGAACCAUAAACGUUUAGUUCAUCUUGGAAAUAUAUGCAAAAAGACAAACAAUUGCCUGAAGAAACAAUCGAUCAUCACAAAGGAACUUAUGCGACGCUCUUUGGAGACCGAAGAUAUUGCAGUGUAUUGUAAUUACAACCGAAAGGGUAUUUUAAGUGCUUCUUUGGAUAUCAAUGAUAAUAAAAUCCAUGGUAAUCGAAACGAGAAAUAUAGAAGUAGCUCGGAACCUCCCAUGGCAUGUGUACCGAUGGAUGAGACUAUCGAGGAUAAUUUACAAAUGAAGGAACUUGACAAUAUCUUCAAAAACAUGCGCAUUUCAUGAAUAAGUAUACAAUUUUUACAAAUAUGAGAAAGUGUAUUUAUGUUA